AUGCUUGGUACCGUGCAUUCUCUCGUUAAGUACACUCUUUAUUUGGCAAAAAUUAAUGUUUUUUUCUCUUUCCCCCACCACUUCCCGACUGCUUUUCCGGUGAAAAUGGCUCAGUGUUUGGCUCCUUCAGUGCAAUGGCAAACAAGGUUAACAAAGAAUGCAAUGGAAACAAGCUCAAUGACCUCAAAAAUGUGGAACUCUGUGUCAUUUAAGCAAAGCAAGAAAGGAGCAUUUAAAAGCUCCACAAAAUUUAGAAUUUGUGCUUCAUCAAGUGGAACUAUUAACAGGGUUGAGGAUUUACUAAACUUGGAUGUUACUCCUUACACUGAUAAGAUCAUUGCUGAAUACAUUUGGAUUGGAGGUUCAGGAACGGAUGUGCGCAGCAAGUCAAGGACACUCUCGAAACCAGUGGAGCAUCCUUCUGAGCUUCCAAAGUGGAAUUAUGAUGGAUCAAGUACUGGACAAGCACCAGGAGAAGACAGUGAGGUUAUCUUAUAUCCUCAGGCGAUCUUUAAGGACCCUUUCCGUGGUGGCAACAACAUCUUGGUAAUCUGUGAUACAUACACUCCACAAGGAGUGCCUAUCCCUACAAACAAACGUGCUAAGGCUGCUGAGAUUUUCAGUGAUCCUAAAGUUGUAGCACAAGUUCCCUGGUUUGGAAUUGAGCAAGAGUACACUUUGCUUCAACAAGAUGUGAAGUGGCCUUUGGGUUGGCCUGUUGGAGGGUACCCUGGUCCUCAGGGUCCAUACUACUGUGGUGCGGGGGCAGAUAAGUCAUUUGGAAGGGACAUAUCUGAUGCACAUUACAAGGCCUGUUUAUACGCCGGAAUCAACAUCAGUGGAACCAAUGGUGAAGUCAUGCCAGGACAGUGGGAGUUCCAAGUGGGUCCCAGCGUUGGAAUCGAAGCCGGUGACCAUAUCUGGUGCGCCCGAUACCUUCUUGAGAGAAUUACUGAACAAGCUGGUGUUGUUUUGACACUUGACCCUAAGCCAAUUGAGGGAGACUGGAAUGGAGCAGGAUGCCACACUAACUACAGCACAUUAAGCAUGAGAGAAGAAGGUGGAUUUGAAGUAAUCAAAAAGGCGAUUCUGAACCUUUCCCUUCGCCACUCAGACCACAUCAGUGCUUACGGUGAAGGAAACGAAAGAAGAUUGACAGGAAAACACGAAACCGCCAGCAUCAACACUUUUUCAUGGGGUGUUGCGAACCGUGGUUGCUCAAUCCGUGUCGGUCGUGACACUGAGAAGGCAGGCAAAGGUUAUUUGGAAGACAGGCGUCCAGCAUCAAACAUGGAUCCAUACACAGUGACUGGAUUACUUGCAGAAACCACUAUCCUGUGGGAGCCUACACUUGAGGCUGAAGCACUUGCUGCUCAGAAAUUGGCACUGAAUGUGUAAAACAAUCAAAUGGAUCCAUGUUCUUCUCAAGCUUGGAUUUAGUUAUUUGUUUCUAGUUGAUUUUCUUCAAGAACUUGUGUAGAUAAAGCUCCCAAAAAUCACCAUGCCUUCGUAUGCAAAUCUUUUUUUGACAAAUUGGGUGUUUGGUUUUUCUGAAUAUUGUUGAAUAGUUUAUGCGCAUUUUGAUGUGUGCGUAAGUCCUUUUGGUCACGUUUCAGUAGGUUCUAUGCUACUUUUGCUUUUUUUUUUUGACCGAAGAAGCACCUUUAGGUUUGAAGGUGUUUUCUUUUGGUCUCGUUAUCUAUGAUAAAUAAUUAAUAAUGGAGUUGAUACUCAGGGUAGUGUCUUUGUUACAUUGUUUUUAUCUCCUUUUUCUAAGUUAACUACACAUCUAGCACUUCAGUAUUUUUGAAACUUAUUUUUUCAUAUCAUACUUGAUUUUAAUAAUGAUUGGUACUUGGUAAAAGUAAAUAAACUUUAUAAUUCAGGGUUUAAAAUGUACUUAGAUUUGGUAUGGUUCAAAAUAUGUUAAGGCACGAGUGUUGUUUUUUAAGACAGCUUUUAUUUUGGGAAAUUGAG
Lactuca saligna is the source of this 1977-nucleotide messenger RNA. The record is from the annotation of a GenBank genome assembly. NCBI's taxonomy places the organism in Eukaryota, Viridiplantae, Streptophyta, Magnoliopsida, Asterales, Asteraceae.